GAGAAGACCAGAUAAGCUCCGAGAGUACCAGUCAGCGAAGCAAAGCAAAGCACAGGAGAGAGAGAAUGGAGGCACUAAGGGCCAGACUCGGAGGCUCUUCGUCCAAAUCGAACUUGGAUGACUCACCUCAAAGAAGCAGCAGUAGUAGCUGUAGCACCCGCCAUAAUUCAAAUAACAAACAAUCGCACCGUUUGCCCCCACCAAACUCUCUUGAUUACUUGCAAGCUGGUCAUGUUAAUCGAGUUAGGAGCUUUCCACAUGUUGAGGGAAAUUAUGCUUUACAUGUCUUUAUUCCAGUUUACAUACCCCCUGCAGCAAGGAAAGAAAUUGCCCUAUUCCUGAAAAGAGUCACAUCUCUUGUGCCUGCCCUUAAUUUUGUCGAUGUUGACAUUCCACUUUAUGUGCUUUGCGAAGACGAUCAAAAUCUGGAACAAGUUGCCUUAGGAAGGGAAUUUCACAUAAGUUUGGGGAGAACUGUACCAAUCCGAGUGCACCAGAUAGAUUCAAUAGUGGCAAUGCUUCGCCAAAAAUUUCAGUCUCAGAGACGAUAUUGGAUAGAUUUUAGUAAGUGGGCCGUUUUUGUCAAUGAUGAACGUACCCGAUCCUUUCUUUCAGUGGAAGUUAUUACUGGAGGCUUAGCUGAGAUUACCAGGCAGAUUCAUGCUGUGGAUGAGAUUUAUAGGUUACACAAUCUCCCUGAAUUUUAUAAGGAUCCACGCCCUCAUGUAUCCUUAGCAUGGGCACUGGGUGACGUUAGUCAGUCAAUCAAGCGGGUGUUUGAAGAACUAAACAGAUCCAAUAACAGUGGGAAGUUUUCACAGAAACGUAUUUUCACCUGUAAAUUUAGUGGCAUCAAAUGUAAGAUAGGCAACAGAACCUAUAAAAUAUGUAAAAUCCCUGAAGAUUAAAGUUUGUCUUGAUUUUUGUAUAAUCUGCUGACUUCUGUUCUCCUCUUAUACAGAGGCUGAAUCAGUUUUUUUGGUUUUUUUCUUUGGGUUGGGUUGUGGGGACAUAAGCAGCUUUUCCUUUAUGAGGCCCCAGGAUGAUGGGUAUUGUAUAUUUUGUAUUGCAAUAGAAUCAUUUUGAAUCUUGUAUAAAUUUGUGUCUUCAUGGUCUCCAAAA
Molecule: messenger RNA, 1122 nt
Organism: Macadamia integrifolia
Lineage: Eukaryota; Viridiplantae; Streptophyta; Magnoliopsida; Proteales; Proteaceae
Product: U6 snRNA phosphodiesterase-like
Exons: 6
Coding region: 66-908 (280 amino acids)
Biological process (GO): U6 snRNA 3'-end processing
Cellular component (GO): nucleus
Molecular function (GO): 3'-5'-RNA exonuclease activity
Source: RefSeq, a predicted model, not a curated record